Messenger RNA from Gloeophyllum trabeum ATCC 11539, 1632 nucleotides. RefSeq lists its product as uncharacterized. The record is from RefSeq and is a predicted model, not a curated record. Lineage: Eukaryota; Fungi; Basidiomycota; Agaricomycetes; Gloeophyllales; Gloeophyllaceae. Bases 1 to 1632 code for a protein of 543 amino acids. The transcript is spliced from 7 exons.
AUGUCCAGGUUUGCGGCGGUCUCGAAGAAAGAACAGGAUCCCCUUGGACGCAUGGAAUCCUGGCUUAUUUACCGCCAGGUGAUACCGUCAUUUUUUCCGGUUGCGCUGCAUGACGGUCCAAUCAGUGCCGGUCCUGGUCCUGUCAACAUGUAUGAACGGUUCACAGCAUACUAUUGGCCUGCAGGUUGGAAACAACUUGCCUGUGCCCAUGCACGGCAACGGCGCGAACAAGCGGAGUACCGUAAGGUGCCCGAGGCUGAAGUAAGGCCUGAAUGGGAUCAUCUACUAAUGGAAUUUAUGCGGACCCAAGAUGGCACUGUAAUGCAAUAUCUGGAGCGCCGCCUGAACCUGCCUAGGAAUGAAGCAGCACGCAGGACCAGCAAGGAUGAGAUGAAAUUCAUAAUCACAGCUCUAGAAGAGGUGUGCGGCGAAUGCACAAGUGCACAGCGAUCCUCUGAGACAACUGAUGUGGAGGACGGAGGCCUGGAGGGUGAAACCAAUGACCAGGAUUCUCACGAACGGCAAUUAGAGGGACUUUCCGACUACCUCUUUCACUGGACAGGUAAUACGGCAACGGUGUUUAAGGCCGGAGCCCCCAGCCAAGUGGCUGACAAAGAGCCGCUAACCGGUACAUGUGACGCUAUUUCCGUCCUUCAUCUAUCCCAUUUCUUCCCUGGAAGCGCACCUUCAAAGGAAGACCUCGAGCUUGUCAAUCUUGGUACCAGGCCGGAAUCUGACAGCGACCCCAUUUGUCCCGCGUGGAAAGGCGAUACCAAUCAGACUCGCAGUGCUGGUUCCGAACAGGCUCUCCAGCGCUGGGUGGACCCUAAUGUCCAGGCUGACCUCUCCGCCUACACUCGGAACGAGGCUGCAUAUCUAUCCGAGUCGGACAUCAUGCGUCUGACAGCUCAGCUCGAAGGAAUGGCAAUCACUUCACCCAUGAAACGACCGUAUCCUGCAGAUUCGGCACCGCAAUGCUUAGAUAUUCCAUUGCUCCUAGCAGAGUACAAGAAGCUCUCUGAUGACUUCAGCCUGAAAGGAGUCAACCAGGCUCGGAUGUAUGGUGUUGCCACUGCGAAAUUUCUUUCUGUCCUCGGAAUAGAGGACUUCCCCGUCUUUACACUUGUGACUGAGGGAUCCCUGGGUGUUGUUACGUGCACGCACUCACACACAUUAACUGGUCCCGUCCCCCGCCGCAAGAGAACUCGGUAUUUCAAGAUGCUGGAGGCCAACGCGAGAUCAUUCGACAUUGCUACCCCCAUCGGCACCUUCCACUUCACGACUUUCCUUUGCCACUUGGCGACAGAAUAUGCAGAUAUAUUGCGGAAAAGACUGGAACAAGUUAAAGGUGACUUUGCCAGCAAAUACAAGAAGAAAGAUGCUACCUUGUGCUGGAAUAUGAAGCAGGAAGAGAGCGAAUGGGCUGCGCGAUUGGGGAUCCAGCUGUGGGAUGCUCCCAUGCGUCACGGGCUGGCUGCCAGACGCUGCUUCCGAGUCUUAUGCUCGCCUAGUCUUCAAAACGUGUCAAGGGGGUACAUCAAAUGGCAUCAUGGACGUGUAAGGGCCAACAAGGAAGCCUUGGGAGGACACUCGAAGGACCUGAAGAGAAGGACGGAGCGGCGGCAGAUGUAG